Messenger RNA from Homarus americanus (American lobster), 9019 nucleotides. RefSeq lists its product as uncharacterized. The transcript is spliced from 13 exons. Bases 2 to 7879 code for a protein of 2625 amino acids. NCBI's taxonomy places the organism in Eukaryota, Metazoa, Arthropoda, Malacostraca, Decapoda, Nephropidae. Gene Ontology annotation, cellular component: membrane. Gene Ontology annotation, molecular function: G protein-coupled receptor activity; protein-hormone receptor activity. The record is from RefSeq and is a predicted model, not a curated record. Gene Ontology annotation, biological process: G protein-coupled receptor signaling pathway.
UAUGAUGGAACACUCACUCACCUUCGUCGGGAAGAUGAUCAUCAUGUUCAUCUGUGUGGCGUUCACUGUCCUCUCUACCCACGCCUUCGUACCCCCCGCGCCCUCUAGUCGCCACGCCUCCCUCCCUGUCACUCCCUCUAACCAUCACACCUCCCUCCCUGUCACUCCCUCCAGUCACUACCCGUCUCUCCAUGUCACUCCCUCUAACCACCACACCUCCCUCCCUGUCACUCCCUCUAACCCCCACGCCCCCCUCCCUGUCACUCCCUCCAGUUAUAUAGAAGGCGUGGCAAGAGACCUAGAAGAAGGCGUGGAAUCCCUACCUGCUGAUUGGCCCGAUUCUAAAACGCUCAAGGAACCAGUAAGCCCUCAUUGGUCAGUAAGCGCCAGGACCAAAUGGGCUGACCAAUCCCGACAAGGAUUCUCCCUCAACGCGGAUCAUUAUUCAAGCUCCGAGAUUUUAAAGAUUGAUCCAGUGACUAAGAGUUCAAGAUCUGAUCAAGUAACACCAACAUUGCAAGUAAAACCAACAUUACAAUUAACAUCAACAUUACAAGUAACACCAACAUUACAAGUAACACCAAAAUUGCAAGAAAAAGAAGAAUUUACCACAUUUACGAGACCAAGUUUACAAUACCAGCAAGUGGACAAAGCACCAGCCACCCGCCUUGAGGAACUUCAUCAGCUGUCAACGCUGUUAAGAAGCUCAGAUAGAUUAACUUCCCUCGAAAGUCUCUCUGAUGAUGACUCUCUACUAACGAUUCAUUCAAGAGGUUCGCUUCGUUUAGACUCACGACGAACGAGUCUUUUACGUGAUCCGACUCAUUUCGACUCAAGUUCCGUGGUUGAUUCACUGGACGAGACGCCGACGUACUUGAAUGUUCACGAUAUGAUGGUGAACUCUGUAAGGAGCUUAGAGAUGGAGUACCCGAGUGAAGUGAACCUUCUAGAGAAUGAACACAGUAAAGUGAACCAUCUAGAGAAUGAACACAGUAAAGUGAACCAUCUAGAGAAUGAACACAGUAAAGUGAACCCUCUAGAGAAUGAACACAGUAAAUUGAACCCUCAAGAGAAUGAACACAGUAAAGUGAACCCUCUAGAGAAUGAACACAGUAAAGUGAACCCUCAAGAGAAUGAACACAGUAAAGUGAACCAUCUAGAGAAUGAACACAGUAAAGUGAACCAUCUAGAGAAUGAACACAGUAAAGUGAACCAUCUAGAGAAUGAACACAGUAAAGUGAACCAUCUAGAGAAUGAACACAGUAAAGUGAACCAUAUAGAGAAUGAACACAGUAAAGUGAACCACCAAGAGAAUGAACACAGUGAAAUGAACCCUCAAGAGAAUGAACACAGUGAAAUGAACCCUCAAGAGAAUGAACACAGUAAAGUGAACCAUCAAGAGAAUGAACACAGUGAAGUGAACCACCAAGAGAAUGAACACAGUAAAGUGAACCAUCUAGAGAAUGAACACAAUAAAGUGAACCCUCAAGAGAAUGAACACAGUAUAGUGAACCAUCAAGAGGAGGUUCAUAUGAGGAAAACGAACCAGGAGAAGAUAGAGGAAGAUCCCUUCAACCAAGAAGACUACUUAGAGGUGGAACGCGCAGGAGAAGUUAUCCACCUCGGUCCAGAAAGUUCCCCACUACAUCCUUGGUCCAUAGAAGCAGCCAGGAACGUCUCCACAUACCUCCUCUACCUCACUGCCACCAACACUUCCGCUACUACCUCCGAGUUCUCAAGGAAGAGAACUCGGGGAGGUUUUCAGAAAGGUACUGGGAGCCGUGAGAUGAACUAUGUGAGGGGAAAAAGAAAUUCGGUGUUCUCUGAAGGUGUUCUGGGCCGAAUUUUCCACGAAGAAAGUUCAAAGAAGGUUAAAAAGAAGGAAUUUAUGAAAGAUUCCUCUGGCCUGGGUGGGUGUAUAUCGAGGCUGUGUUUAUCGUCGAUCCAAUAUUCCUGGGAGAGUAAACCUGAGAAGGGUCCUUACCCCCGCCGAGACAUUCGUCUUCCAACUCCGUCUCAGCCAAGAGGGAAGGUACAGUAUCUGGACGGUGAGAAAUAUGAUAAUUUGUACAAGCAGUUGCAAGAAAGAGUUACGGUUAAUACGCAUCAUGAGCAGUUGCAAGAAAGAAUAAAACGUAAUCAGUUUCAGCUGCAAGACAAAGCAACACACGGUCAACAUCACAACCGGUUGCAAGGAAAGGUUAACCGGAGUCAGAAAGCUUACCCAGAAAGUUUACUCAGAGACAUUAAUACAAGUACAAAUUUACAUACCCAAGAGAUGUUCAGUAAACACAAUCGCCCUCAGAAGCAGCUGAAAGAAAAAUCAAGAAAACAAACCUCAAGAGGAAGUAUCUCGGGCAGACGGAGAGUUGAGGAGAAUCUAAUACAGCCACACACCGUCUUUCUUUCCUCACGUGAAACCAAGAAAAAUAUAUAUACAAAACUUCGACCUUCCCUUAAGGAGUUCCUUCCGGGAAAAUAUGUAAAUAGCAUCGAAGAUAUUUACCUGGGAAACAAAAGUGCUGGGAGAGUUAGUAGGAAAGAGGAGGAAGAGAGAGUAGUGCAGAGAAACGGAAGGGGUGGAGAAGACGGGAUAGAAGAGACCAGAGGUGGCGUGGAUAAGGAAGAGAAGAGGAAACACGUUCCCAAGUUUCUUGGUUUACGAAACUCCAGAUUUUUACGGAGGAGACGAAUAAAACGAAGUGAAACUGAGUCAACAAACAAACGAACGAAUGUUGUGUUGAUUCCCUCUGGUAGUUUAGCUUCCUCACAUACCACCACCACCACCACCGACACACUCCCUCCAGGCCUCCACCACACACUCUCACACCCUGAGGAGGCAAACUACAGCUUAGGGUCCGACGUAAGAGCCCCUAACGACGCCGUCAGGAGCAUCAGCAUCACCAGGAAUCAUAAUAUAAAUGCAGAACCAGCAGAGAAUACGGGGAUCACAAAAGCCCCUUCUGAGAACACUCCACCCAGGCUUUCAGGAAGUGGCGCUGAGGCAUUAAGCAGCCAUGGAGACCUCGGUGUUCUUAGUGAGACUCAUCGAGCGGUCUCAGCCGUACCUGGAACAUCAUCUGACAUCAGAACAAGUGAAGCUUCGACCAAACAAGAUCAACCUUUGGCUCUGGAGGUGAAGACGUCAAGAGCCGCCCAGCAAAUUUCAGAUAACGGCUCAAAGACUCUGUACAAUGUUGGAGGCUUCAGUGAUUUAGGUCAAACCCAGCUAGAGUUCUCAGCCUCACCUGGAGUUAUAUCUGACCCCAGAACAAGUGGUCCCUCACCUAUUGGUUCUCCUGGAGGUAGCCAUGAAGGCCCAGACUUAAGCUUCCUACCUCCAGGGUUCGAGGGAAUAGACGAUGGUGAAGGUUGCAGCUGUUGGUCUACACACGACGACAGCUUUACCCCGGAGAUGGAAUGUCGCUGCCAGGGAGAACAUAUCGUACACCUCCCGGCCAACCUCUCCGCCAACGUGGACAGGCUGACGUUGAUAAAUAUGGGUGUACAGAGCCUUAGUCAUCAGAAUCUGUCACUGUACACAUCAACCCUGCAAGAGCUAUACAUCAACCGGGCCCCACGGCUCACCUCUCUCCCGCCCUCGCUGUUUGACGUCUUCCUGCCACGACUCAAGGUUCUACGUAUUGUACACACAGGCCUUGUGGAUCUGCCCAGCCUCUCCCAGCUCUCAACGGGCAGCAUCAUGCAUCUUGUAGAUCUGGAGAACAAUCGAAUAACAAGCAUAAGGAGUCGUUCCAUCAAGAUCAGUGCUGAACAAUUGCUCCUCAACAAUAACCAUCUGCAGAGGGUAGAGGCGAGGGCGUUUCACGGCUCCCAGAUCGGCAGACUGAGCAUGAAGGGGAAUCCCCGGCUGACAGACCUCGACCCGAUGGCGUUCGAAGGCUUGAAGAGUCUCAUUAACCUUGACCUCUCAGACACAGGCAUCAGUCACCUCCCGACGGUGGGUCUAGAUGGACUAGAAACCUUAAGGCUCGUCAGGACACACAACCUGAAGGUGUUCCCGUCAGUAUAUUCCUUCAAGAAUAUUAUCAAGGCCGAGCUUACUUACCCCUACCACUGCUGCGCCUUCAAGUUCCCGAAGCUUCACGAUCCCGCUGAGCAUAAGAAACAUGAGGAGUCACUCAGACGUCUGAAGCAGCAGCAUUGUGGUGAAGUCACUUCCCCACAGCCAGUCACCAGCAGUUCACAGGUCGGUCUGGGUAGGCGACGACGGAGGGUUUCACCUGAGAUCCUCACCCGUCACCCAGCUGACCCACACACCCCAUCUCCGUCACCUACCGUCCCAAGGCGUCACCUAGUUAAUCCACACCUCUCAUCUCCGUCUCCUACCGUCCCAAGGCGCCACCUAGUUAAUCCACACGCCUCAUCUCCGUCUCCUACCGUCCCAAGGCGCCACCUAGUUAAUCCACACCCCUCAUCUCCGUCUCCUACCGUCCCAAGGCGCCACCUAGUUGAUCCACACGCCUCAUCUCCGUCACCUACCGUCCCAAGGCGCCACCUAGUUAAUCCACACCUCUCAUCUCCGUCUCCUACCGUCUCAAGGCGCCACCUAGUUGAUCCACACGCCUCAUCUCCGUCACGUACCGUCCCAAGGCGCCACCUAGUUGAUUCACACGCCUCAUCUCCGUCUCCUACCGUCCCCGGCCGUCAUUUAGCAGAUCUUCAUGCUUCAUCUCAGUUUCAUCAACCUCCGCUGACGAAGGGGUACAACAGUGUAAAAUCUACCUCAGUCGGUCAUGGUGCUUUUCACCCGACCUUACCCGUUAGUGCUCAUGAACGGGAGCGCCAUAAACACACUCAUUCUCCUUCAUUUCCUCUUUACUAUCCACCUCCCUCUCCUCCUGCACAGCGAGAUGUGAGUAACAGGGAUCUCUCCGCCUCACUGCUUGCUAAAGAGGCAAAGAACUUGUUAAUCGAGCAAACAACAGCGAUUAUUGGAGUUGGGGAGGCCGAGGCGGAGUUUAAACGCCAGGCCGGAGGAUUGAAUCACCGAGGAAGUGAAACACGCAACGUAAACAAAAAUUUUGUCCACACUGAGAGAAGUAACGGGUGGCGUAAAGCCGGUGUUAUGAAGCCUCGACUAAAACGACCGCUCAUCAACCCGUGUAAGAGUGGUCGCUGCCUCUACGACCAACAUCGUCGUCCGGAGCGAAACAAUUUAGUUUUGAUAGCCACUAAAACUCCGCUCACUCAUGAGGUCGCCGACGGGACUCCCGCCUACAGCCCCAGUACAAUAGGUCGUCGUCUCGUAGACGAUAUCGCAGGAACCAGUGAAUUUCUCGUGGGAUUAGGAGAGUUGAGGAAAGUCCCUGUUGAUAUUUAUGGUAGAGGGGUGGCCAUAGACGGGGAGGAUGUACAGGAAAGAAGAAACAUGAUGAAUGCUAAAUCGGACGUUCUCGCGACCUACAGGACGAUAAGGGUUGACGAACGAGGAGAAGCUAGUUAUCCUGCUAGACGAAAAAGUGAGAGGAAGGAGAUAAACGUCCACUCGGCCUUCAGGUCAUCAAGGUCAGCCCGCUCAGAAGGAACGACGUAUCCUGCAGUUAGAGAUGACAAGGGAAGAUCGACUCCAACAAAGACUCCUGAUGUUAAACGAGAAGACCCCAGGGAUGUCAGAACCACUGGCCACGGCUUUGGUGUCAGUGACGGAGACUUCUCAAACGUGGGCUUCGGUAAGAUGGAUGGGUUUGGCUUGCCACCGAGCCACGGCUUUGAGAUGGACGAAGGAUUAGGUGGUGGUCACGACACGGCUUCUCCAGAUAGAGGCUUCAACGGAGGCUUCAGUGGAGGCUUCAACGGAGGACCCUUGGAUGAGUACGACCCAGACGAGUGUGUCAACGGCCUCUGUCCAAACAUAUCAAGUCACCCGCGUCCUGGUGGACCUAUCUAUCCCUAUGACGAGGGUCAGCCUUACCACCCUAGCCUUCCUUACGACCUAAACCUUCCCUACGACUAUGCCUAUCCCUACGACCCCAACCAUCCCUACGACCCCAACUAUCCCUACGACUCCAACCAUCCCUACGACCCCAACCAUCCCUACGACCCCAACCAUCCCUACGACCCCAACCAUCCCUACGACCCCAACCAUCCCUACGACCCCAACCAUCCCUACGACCCCAACCAUCCCUACGACCCCAACCAUCCCUACGACCCCAACCAUCCCUACGACCCUACUCACCCUUUCCAGCACACAGGAGUCUUUUACGGCGACGCGGGGUUCGGCUCCGUGGUGGAACCUGGUGUGGAUAGCGACUCUGGUGACCACGAAUCAUUCCACACCGAAGUCACCGUCAGCCCGGAGAGGACGGUGUGUCGAGGCAACUUAUCCAAGAAUUACCGAGACGUACAAUGUGUUCCUGAACCAGACGCCUUCAACCCUUGUGAAGAUAUUAUGGGCAACCUCGGACUCAGGGUGGCUGUGUGGCUGGUGGUGGUCACUGCUGUGUUUGGUAACCUAGCGGUGAUGGUGGUGUUGAUGAGUACCAGAUUCAAGAUGACUGUAUCCAAGUUCCUCAUGUGUAAUCUGGCCGUGGCUGACCUAUGUAUGGGUCUCUACCUGUUAAUCAUCGCUGCCAUGGACCUACACACGAUCGGGGUCUACUUCAACUACGCUAUCGACUGGCAAAACGGCCCCGGGUGUCAGGUGGCGGGGUUCCUGACAGUGUUCUCGUCAGAGCUGUCUAUCCUGACACUGGCGGUGAUCACGCUGGAGCGGUGGUACGCUAUCACGUACGCCAUCCACCUCAACAAACGUCUCAGGUUGUCCGUGGCCAUGAAGGUGAUGGUGCUGGCCUGGGUGUACGCCCUUACCAUGGCUACCUUGCCCAUCCUGGGGGUCUCCGGUUACUCCAAGACAAGCAUCUGUCUACCUAUGGAGACGGUAGACGGAGCCGACCAGACCUACCUCCUCAUCCUACUUAUCACCAACGGGUUGGCCUUCAUGCUCAUCUGCGUCUGCUACGCCAAGAUGUACUGCUCCAUCGCUGGCAACAACCUGGCGGCCAACACCUCCGACACGACGGUGGCCAAAAGGAUGGCGCUCCUGGUGUUCACUGACUUUGCCUGCUGGGCGCCCAUAGCCUUCUUCGGACUGACGGCGGUCUCGGGUUUUCCUCUCAUCAGUGUCACACACGCUAAGUUCCUGCUGGUGUUUUUUUACCCACUUAACUCCUGCGCCAACCCCUAUUUGUACGCCAUCCUCACCAAGCAGUACCGCCGCGACCUGUUCAUCUUGCUGGCGCGUCACGGGUUCUGUACCAAGCGAGCCAUGAAGUACAAGGGCGGCUACUCCACCAACACCUGGCUCAACCAUCACAAUGUUUGUGUCAGUGGAGGUACUGGCGGAGGUAGUGGAGGCCCCAGCAGAAGGAUCUCCACCCUCACACAGCUCACCACCUGUGGUGACUGGCGGAGCCGCAUCAGGGACGGUUCGGAAGAGUCCCUGGGUCGACAGUGUUCCCCCAGUCGUGCCAGAAGUGUCUCAGCCGAGCUCACGGUCCCGAGUCCCAUGACGAUGGGUUUGGCCGACCGUCGGCAGUCAGACUUAGGCCGUCGUUUACAGCCCGUAGCAGAAGUGCGUGACGCACGGACGUCUCCUAAACCCUGCACUCAGAACCCCUCCUCGGGUUCCCCCCACCCCAUUAAGAACUGCUACGCCCGCAUGAGCUUCACCCCCGAGCAAGAGGCGCUGCUCAUGCGUUAUGCGUUAGACAAACAGCCCAGUGAGACUCCUGCCAAUGCGCGGCGAAGCACCACGCCCAACAAUAAGGACGAGGCUGUUCCGCUGUCCGUGUACACGCCCACCACGCCCGACACCAUCACCACCCCCAUAUCACCUGAGCUCGAUCAUUCAGUAUAAACCUGUGACAGUGAUGCUCAGCCCUCCUCAUGUUAACGUGACUGGUGCUGGGAGCACAUAUCUAUCUUAAGCUGUGACACAAACACCUACCGUACUCAUAAGUAGAUGCAUUCUCGUAGCAGUAGAUGCAGAGGAAAGAAAUUUAACUACGAACGCUUAAGACUCCCGGGUUCUCAAAGGCUCGUAUGUUGAAUUUCCGUCGUAACUGAGAAUGUAAGAUCACUGACUGAUUUAUACUACAACACACGAUUUACGUCGAAAAUAGCAUCGAAAUUAUACUAUCACUCAGUCUAAACUAGCAACGUUCACUUAGCACCAGUUAGGGGACAGGAGCAGAAACACUGUGACUCCUAUUCUGAACCCUGGUACUAGCCCCAGAGUCUUGCAAGAGAUAAGACUUCAGAUCUGUUAGUGAUGCUCACGUUGACGCGGGAUCAAGUGUCGCCUGGAAAAACACACACAAAGAUGGGAGCUUUUCUUUCCACACGUCCGGGAAACAUUUUUGUUUUUUCAUUCUCUUUGUAAAACAUGAGAAUGUUGUGGUAGAUGUGUAGUGGUGAACGUUGAUGAUGGUGUCUCACUGUGUCGUAUAGUGACUGUGUAUGUGUGUAUCUUUGUGCGUGUAUUAACGUUUUAGAAACCGCCAUAACCUCACCUGCUAAAGGACGCUAUUACUCCUAUUAAAAUAUUCAGUGCAGAAACUCAUACACUUUCUCGGUGAUAUUAUCAGGAUAAUUUUAGACUGCAGAAACCCUUAUAAUUUCUCAAAUAAAUAAAGGGAAAGUUAUAAACUGUGUGAGAACUUUUGCAGUCUCUCAAAUAAAUGAACAUAUAUAUGGAAACUGCAGAAACUCUCUAUAAUUUUCUAAAUAAAUAAGUAGAGUUAUAAACUAUGGUGUAACUCUAACAAUGUCUCAGCUAAAUAAUCGAGAAGUUGCAACCUGUGUAGGAACAUAUACAAUGUGUCAAGAAGUGGACAGGUAAAUAUUACAUUAACUAGUAAACUAAAAACUAUUGUGAAUUGUUUAACUUAUGGCAGAGAAAUUAUUAAAGAGCUAUAAGCUGUGUGGAAACUGGUAGUCUCUCUUUCUCAAAAAAAAAAAACUCAGGAAGUUUCAAGCUGUAUCGGAUGAGAGAUCU